AUGGGACAGAGGGACAUUUACGAGUUCAAUAUACGAGGGACUUGGUCUUGGUGUCAACCACCCAAAGGCCUGUCCCCUCAAGAUAAUAACUGUAGAUAUCAUCGGUACUUGACUUGUCUCAGAGUCAACAAGGAUUGUUUGAAUUGUCUUGCUCUCAUUUGCUGUCUGAAAGAAGCUGCAUUGAAUUGUUCAAGAGUUGAUUGUCAUCAAGUCACCAGUUUUACUCAAAAUUCAAGAUGUUGGGAGGAAGAUGCAAGGGACAAUCUCAAGACCUCACAUUUCUGUUUGCCGUUAUGGGGUAUAUGUCGCUGUUUUUCACUUGCAGAGAUUUUGCUAGCAACAAAUAACUUUGAUGAGGAGUGUCUAAUUGGAAAGGGAGGAUCCGCGAAAGUCUACAAAGGAGUGAUUGAUGAUGGAGCGACUACUGUUGCUAUAAAGAGAUUGAGUUACAUUUCCAAACAAGCUGUAGGAUCAAUGUUUAGGACAGAGAUUGAGAUGCUUUCCAAGUUUAGGCACAGUCACUUAGUGUCCCUUGUUGGCUAUUGUCAUGAAUGGCAUGAAAUGAUCCUCGUGUUUGAGUAUAUUUCCCAAGGCACUCUAUCUGAUCAUCUGCAUCAAAGUUUUGUGAAAGGUUAUGACACCUUAUCAUGGAUUCAACGGUUAAAAAUUUGUAUUGGAGCUGCACAGGGGUUGGACUACCUUCACACUGGUACUAGCACCAGUCAAAGAGUCAUACAUCGUGACGUGAAAAGUACUAAUAUAUUGUUGGAUGGCAAUUUGGAAGCUAAAAUAGCAGAUUUUGGAAUAUCCAAGAUUGUGGCAACAAAUCAGGGAUGCACUUAUGUGAGUACAGCUGUUAGGGGCACCUUCGGAUAUAUGGAUCCAUCAUAUUUUACAACAGGCAGAUUGACUAGGAAAUCGGAUGUGUAUGCAUUUGGAGUUGUGCUGUUUGAAGUUUUGUCUGGAAGAAGAGCUGUGAAUUUAAGUCGAGAUGAUGAGCAAUUAGGUUUAGCUGGAUGGGCUCAGAACUGUAUCAAACAAGGUAGAAUGAAUGAAAUUAUUGAUUCUAACCUGAAGAUGCAAAUUUCAAAAAAAUCCUUAUUAGCUUUUGUGAAAAUUGCAUCCCAGUGUUUAAAUGCACAGCCUAGUUGCCGUCCAACAAUUGCUGAAGUUGUGGUAAUUCUUGAGUUUUCAUUGGCAUUGCAAGGAAAUUCAGAUGCUACACCAAUUAAGGGGGCAAUUUAUACAGGUUACAGCGGACGAUGUUCCACAGCAGUGGAGGUAGUAUAUGGUAAGAAUCACGUCAAGCCAUUUGAGAUUAAUCGUUGGAGGGCAACAUUUUCAAGGAAGGUCUGCCAGAUUCUCUCAACCUCGAUCCGGUCAUCAUCUGUACAUAGUAAUGCUAAAAACAGUAGAAGCGAUGGCAGAGUGAGCCAGAAAAAAGCUGGAAUAUUCACAGAGGAAAAUAGCAGAAUGAGGAUGAACAAAAUGGGCAUUCUUCCAGAUGCACAGGGCCUAUUUGCAAAUGCAAAUCUAAGGAUGUUCAGCUUGGCUGAAUUGCUAAGUGCCACAAGAGGCUUUAAUCCAGAUAUGAUAUUGGGUGAGAAUUACCAUGGAAGGACUUUCGUUAGUUGGCUUGACGAAGACACGCUUGCUCCCUCAAGGAUUGGCAUUGGAAUGUUAGUUGCCAUCAAGAGGACCAAUUCAUAUGCAAGACUUAGAAUUCUGCAGGCAGAGGUGGAUCUGUGUGGAAGAUUUUAUCAUCCAUAUGUUCUUAAGCCUCUAGGCUUCUGCUUAGAAAAGCAGGAGUUCCUGGUUGUUUAUGAAUACACACUGAAGGGAAACGUAGCAAGAUACGCUUACAAAGAUGGGGGGAAAUCACUUUCCUGGGUUAUUUGGCUCAGAAUAUUAAUAGGAGCAGCUAAAUAUCUUGAUUUUCUCCAUUCCUCAGAGGAGCAUAUCAUCUUUGGCGACUUUACACUCUCUAGUAUAUUGCUGGAUUGGAAUUUCAAUCCCAAGAUUGGUUAUAGUGCAAGUGCAAGAUUUGGGCCCAAGGAUGGUGGUACGCUUAUAACAGGCCUUCCUAAUCUAAAUGCACAACAUUGUGCAGCAUCAGAGGGCUAUUUUUCUCCAGAAUACAAAAAAGCUGGUCAUUUGAGCUCAAAGAACGAUGUUUAUGCAUUUGGCGUGGUGCUAUUGGAAAUACUGACAGGAAGGCGGGUGAUUGAUGUGAACUCGAAGAGUAAAAAGAGAAAUUUGGUGAAUAAGGCCAGACCUGUUUUAGCAUGCGAAAGAAAGGUUAAGGGAGUAGUGAACCCAAAGCUGCUAGAGCGAGAGACAUGUCCAAAGGUUGUAAAUUCAAUUUUAUCAGAUGUUCCAGCACUAGCAUUGAAAUGUCUUGAUCUUGACCCUAAAAAAAGACCCUCAAUGAGACAAGUUUUGGAGAUCUUAGAAAGAGUUAAUGCCAUUAUACAGUGAGUGAUGUGGGGAUUUAAAGAUUAUGUGUGAGGAUAGAUCGAAUUUUAUCAGUGUAAUGAUAUAUAAUAUUAAUUAACACUCCUGAUUAGAAUGCA
Molecule: messenger RNA, 2573 nt
Organism: Daucus carota subsp. sativus
Lineage: Eukaryota; Viridiplantae; Streptophyta; Magnoliopsida; Apiales; Apiaceae
Product: receptor like protein kinase S.2-like
Exons: 8
Coding region: 1-2478 (825 amino acids)
Biological process (GO): protein phosphorylation
Molecular function (GO): protein kinase activity; ATP binding
Source: RefSeq, a predicted model, not a curated record